GGCUGGACAGAUUCUGUGCUGCUUCUAGUCUGCAGAGUUUGGGUUUUUUGCGUGUGGAAGGAAGCGGUGUGGUUAGAGUUUCGGCUCAGAGGUGUCAGAGCUGAAACACUUCCUCGUCCAUUACUCUCACCCCUCCGACCUGCAGAGAAGACCAAUGGCUCACAGUCCACCUCAGAGCAAACUGACCUCACAUGUAACAGACUGAUUUCACAUUGUCUCAUCUAACUUGACACAGGACUCCUAUCUCAGUAAAAGCACUAGUGUGGAGUUUGUGUGUGACCUUAAGAAACCCUGGCGGAAAGUGAAAACUGAUGACUCUGGUUUCGGGUGUAGAGCAGGUCUUCCUCUGUCCUGAACGAUGCCUCGUUCUUUCUUGGUGAAGCGAGGAGGGCUGCACCACCCUCGGCCCGCAGCGGGAAGCCCCAGCCCUGGAUCAACCCCAGUAACGUUCAGCCAGCUAAAAAAAAAGAUGGGGCCCCGGGAUACAUCUCUGGAGUACUCCACAGCAGAAACACCAGAUAAUAACGCAUUGUUGCAGAAGGACAUUCCAGCUACCAGUCACUCUAAUGGGAGGGAGCACUUUCAGCUAAUGGGUCCCAGAUCUUAUGACUGUAGACCUGCUGAGCCCUGCCGUCCUGUCAAGUCAAAUACUUUUAGUCCCGUGGAGAAAGUCGACUCUGGCCCUCUCACACCAGUGCUAUGGUCCAGACCUGAUGUGAGCUCAGGAUAUGCAGACAAGCUGUCAGUGAGACUGGGGGACUUGACUCAGCACCCAGAGAUCCUGAGGGAGACCAGGACCGGUGGCCGCUCGAAGGUCUAUGCUCCGAGACAAGAGUGUCUGCUCUGUAACAAAAAAUUUUCAGUUCUGUCCAGUUUGAAUACUCACAUGUGCAAGAGUCGUGGAAGCAGACCACCUCUUUCAGCAGCACACAUCAAGUCCAGCAGGACAAAUGCUGUGCAGCCACCGUGCAGGGGCAAGGAGAGGAUGUUUGGCUGUGCGGUGUGUGGAAAGGUAUUCAAGCGCUCCUCCACCCUCUCCACUCAUCUGCUCAUACAUUCGGACACCCGGCCGUAUCCCUGCCAGUAUUGUGGCAAAAGGUUCCACCAGAAGUCUGACAUGAAGAAACACACCUUCAUACACACCGGAGAGAAGCCCCAUGUGUGUCAGAUAUGUGGGAAGGCGUUCAGCCAGAGCUCCAACCUCAUCACCCACAGCCGCAAACACAGGGACGACCGCCCCUACCGCUGCCCUCGCUGCCUCUACAGCUUCCAGCACAAAGUGGACCUGCGGCAGCACCAGGAGCACCACUGCACCUACCGCUGACUCUUCCACAGCUGGGUCAACACCACAGUGGAAACACCUUCAGGACAGAAAACUCAGGACUGUGUUGUUUUUAUGACCAAGUCAAAUCUUUUAGGGGCCAAGUCUUUUAUAUGUUGUAUUUAACUGUCUUUUACAUACUGUUCUUUACCCUGCUCACAGGUUCUCGGACCCAGUAAUAGUUGAUUAUUUCAUGGCUCUUGCAGCACAACAAAACUUGGAAGCUGUGGUUAACUUGAAUCCAUUGUGUGCUUGUUCAACUGUAAAAAUCCAGUACCACCAAGUAUUCUCUCAUGCGUUUUAUUUUGAUAUACAAGAAGGUUUAUGGUUAUUGGUGAUUUCUUUCAUUAACAGCACGUCAAGAGCUGAGAAAAAACGACGUCUCCUCAUGUGGUUCCUAACAAAAUAAUGAAUGUCAUUACUAAAGAUGACAGCCAUUGUUUUUCAGUGAAAUGCGGUAUAUUUCCCUCGUGGUUUGUCAUUCUUCUCCGUGAUCUGUGGUCAUGUGAGGGCAGAACUCCAAGUUUCAUGUGCCGCUGAAUUUUCCAUUUACAGUAGAAGAUUUUAGAAAUGUAGCUUUAACACAAACAGGUGACACUACAUGAUUUCAUUACAUCUCCCACUUUAAAAGCAUUUCAAACAAACUGCUUGAAUUAAUGUGGUGCAUCAUCAGUAUUAUGCAAAUGAUCUAAAUCCAAAAGCUGCCUAAACAGCAGUGAAGUUAAGUAUACAAGGCUACAGUGAAUAUCACUUUCCCCGUACUGUUCUGCAAAUUAGAGUUCACAAGGAGCUCAAAACAUAGAUAUAUCGUUUCUGCUUUUGCUUUGCAUUAUGUUUUUAUUUAACUUGAGUUUUGACACAAGACACACAUUAGAGACUGUUUUAUUCUUGAUUUGCAGAUUGUGGACAGCUUCAGCUGCUAAAAUCCAUAUUCUUUCUGUACCACUUAGCUCUGGCAACAUUAUAUUGGAGUAGUCUCCACCUGUUGUGUUUUCAUCCACGUUAUCAUAGGAAUGGACGUUUUCGUCCCCCAUAUUGUAGGCUGCUAUCCCUCCUGCAGAGACAAACACAAAUGAAAACAAAGUCAGCAAACAAAGUGUGAAGAAAAGUCCAUGCAUGUACGAGUCGACUGAUUCGGUAAAACAAACCUUUCAGCUGCUGCUCCUUGCUCCAGUUGUCCCAUUCACCCUGUGGAGUGUGUCCACCUCCACUUGGAUUAACAUCAACCUACAAAAAUGGGAAUGAAAUGGGAUGAAGCCCACUCCUGUUAUUGGAUUGUAAUGUGAGGUUGUACUAAGAGGAUGCAUCAUCAACCUGCAUCAGGCCCCAGGCGUUGUACGCUCUUCGGUUCGGGUCCCAGUCUCCCCAGCCAUCUUUCAGUGUAUUUCCAGCCCUGGACUCUCUGGAGAUGAUGGCAGCAAUGAGAGCUGGAUCGAUACCAUAUUUAUCUCCCAAUUCCCAA
Messenger RNA from Xiphias gladius (swordfish), 2783 nucleotides. RefSeq names its product zinc finger protein Gfi-1-like. The record is from RefSeq and is a predicted model, not a curated record. Gene Ontology annotation, molecular function: RNA polymerase II cis-regulatory region sequence-specific DNA binding; DNA-binding transcription factor activity, RNA polymerase II-specific. NCBI's taxonomy places the organism in Eukaryota, Metazoa, Chordata, Actinopteri, Istiophoriformes, Xiphiidae. Gene Ontology annotation, biological process: regulation of transcription by RNA polymerase II. The transcript has 6 exons. The coding region runs from base 359 to 1324 and encodes 321 amino acids.